Hibiscus syriacus is the source of this 645-nucleotide messenger RNA. RefSeq lists its product as uncharacterized. The record is from RefSeq and is a predicted model, not a curated record. The coding region runs from base 1 to 645 and encodes 214 amino acids. NCBI's taxonomy places the organism in Eukaryota, Viridiplantae, Streptophyta, Magnoliopsida, Malvales, Malvaceae. The transcript is spliced from 3 exons.
AUGAGUCAAGGGCUAGUUUUUGAAGGAGGUGGCGAGAAGAAUGGGAUGGUAGUUGGUAUUGUGGGGAUGGAUGGCAAUGUUGGCAUGCUAGGAAGCGGAGGGAUGGAUGGCAUGGUAGGCAAUGUUGGCAUGCUAGGAAAUGGAGGUAGAGCUCCAGGCUUGGUUAACGAUGGCUGCGUUGUCGGCAAUGUCGGUUGUGGGGGAUUGGGGAUAGAUGGCAAUGGUGGCAACGUUACUCCGGGCAAAGCUGGCUGGAAGCAGGGAACGUGGUCUCUGAGGUUGUUGAUUACUAAUGGUAUAUGGUUGGAAAAGAAAGCACAGAGUGGUUCUAAAUGUUUUGGGCUAGUUUUUGAAGGAGGUGGCGAGAAGAAUGGGAUUGUAGUUGGUAUUGUGGGGAUGGAUGGCAUGGUAGGAAGCGGAGGGAUGGAUGACAUGGUUGGCAUUGUCGGCAUGCUAGGGAGUGGAGGGAUGGAUGGCAUGGUAGGCAAUGUUGGCCUGCUAGGAAGUGGAGGUAGAGCUCCAGGCUUGGGCAACGAUGGUUGCAUUGUAGGCAAUGUUGGCAAUGUCGGUUGUGGGAGAUUGGGGAUAGAUGGCAAUGGUGGCAACGUUACUCCAGGCAAAGAUGGUGGCAUAUGGAGGAGAUGA